CUCAUCUUCGUCGUUGCUUCUAUCAUCUUCAUCUUCAUCUUCAUCUUUCUCAAUUCAGCGUAACAGCCAUUUGGAGUUAGCAAAAUUUUUAUCACUCUCUGAGCCCUUUCUCUCAUUCAUUCUAGUGGGACUAUGGUAUCAGCCACCCGCCUUAAAAAAAAUGGUUCGGCCUCGAGAUCGAAUGCCAAUUUCUUUCAGUUGUCUCUUGGAAUGUUUCUUGGCGCAUUAGGGWUGAAUCUAUGGAUUGGAAGUGACGUCGAUCCCACGGCAUUGUGGCUUGAUCAAGAUAGAAAUUCAAUUUCCGAAAAGAAAGUUGUAACAUCGUUGAAGAGUAUACCUGAAGUGAAGGAAACGAAAGGCUGGCAUUCGAUCCACGUGUUUUACGGAGAGAAAGAAGGUUUGUUCAACGACGCACCCAAGUCUAUAACACAAUCGCAGGAAUCAUUUGCACAAGUCGGACAAGAUUCGAUCAUUUUGGACUUGCUUGGAUCAAACGGAUACUUUAUUGAUCUUGCAGCGAGUAAGUGAGGCUUUCCUUAGAAAUAUGAAAAAUGGUCAUUUACUGUGAGACUCAUUGACGACUCGGUUUCGUGACGUAACAAUUUCGUUAAUUUCAGAUGAUGCUUUGGAUUUGACUAAUACGCUAGCUCUGGAACGUAAGGGAUGGACAGGCUUGUGUGUGGAACCCAACCAUGCCUAUUGGUAUGGUUUAUCUCAUAGAAAAUGCACGGUUGUGGGAGCAUUGGUGAGCGGUACUAAGCCCGAACCGGUGAAAGUUAAAUUUCGAGGUGUGUACGGAGGAAUCGUUGGUAAAUUAUCCGCAAAGUUGGCCAACCGGAAGAAAGAACCUGAUGCUCCAAAGGUAACAAGAUACACGGCACCAAUACUGGAAGUGCUGCAGAAAUUCGAUGUUCCGGAAAUAAUCGAUUACUUGAGUUUGGAUGUCGAAGGUUCCGAAUACGACAUAAUGAAAUAUUUUCCAUUUGACUCCUACACCAUUCGGAUAAUGACCGUUGAACGUCCGAACAAGGAGCUGAAAGCGCUCCUUGAAGAAAAAGGAUAUGUUUUCUUGGCAGAGCUGGCACCAUGGGGGGAAUAUUUGUGGGGUCACAAGUCGAGCGGAUUUACACCAGAGCACAACAAAAUAAAAUCGAUAAAACCGAGAACAUAGGAGAGACAUUUUCUCAAUUAAAUCCCAUGUUUGAUGUGAAGUAGCUCAAUUGUGUAACCUCGACAAUCCUCAUUAUCCAUAGGAAUAAAAUAAUUGAUCAUUA
This is a messenger RNA of Pseudo-nitzschia multistriata, 1274 nucleotides long. Lineage: Eukaryota; Bacillariophyta; Bacillariophyceae; Bacillariales; Bacillariaceae. The record is from the annotation of a GenBank genome assembly.